Molecule: messenger RNA, 3782 nt
Organism: Mytilus trossulus (common blue mussel)
Lineage: Eukaryota; Metazoa; Mollusca; Bivalvia; Mytilida; Mytilidae
Product: A disintegrin and metalloproteinase with thrombospondin motifs 18-like
Exons: 21
Coding region: 215-3037 (940 amino acids)
Biological process (GO): proteolysis; extracellular matrix organization
Cellular component (GO): extracellular matrix
Molecular function (GO): metalloendopeptidase activity
Source: RefSeq, a predicted model, not a curated record
AUCAUUGUUUAAAGAUAGCCACUUAAAUGAAUUCAUCAACUCCAGACAACUUCGUGAAGAUGGCUUCAAUGAGUUUGAGUUGACAUCAGUCCAAGAGGUAACAAGUUCACUUCAACAGAGCCUAGAUGCUUCAUCAAUUCAUCGACGAAGAAGAUCAGUUGACUCUACAGAAUCAUAUGAUAUUGAAAUAUAUGCCUUUGGUGAAUCUUACAAAAUGACUCUUCAACAUACCAAGUCGGUACUCCACCCUUCAGCUAAAGUGUCCAUACUUAUUGACCAAGAAGAAAAAGAAUGGGAGGGAGAUCAUCCGGAUUGUUUUCUGAUUGGAAAUGUCCAUUCUCAUGAUGGAACUGCCUCGGCAUCAUUUUGCGAAGAAUUGCGUGGAAUGAUGUCAACUAGCGAUCAUGAUCUUCACUUUGAAGUUUUACCACAUCAUAUUCGAAAACGGGGUACAUUAAGUAGUAAACAGCACACUACACUGAUAGCCAGAAAACGAAGAGAAGAUUUACUGUUCUCUGAUUUAAGUCAAACGAAUGAUAUUCACCAAACUGAAUAUAAGCAUAAAAGAAUACACAAACGAGCGGUGCCUUCCGUUGACUUUACAAUCGAAUUGGCAGUGUAUGUUGAUGCAGAUUACUUGACUUAUAAAUUACCAACUACUGACAUGACACGAAGAGUGGAAAUUAUGGUUUGCAAAUAUAAUGCAGUACAGUGUGAAUGGAGUCGUGCAGAUGUGUUGAAUUAUAACAUAACUCUAUCAAUAAAACUUUUGACGUUUUUAGAUACAAACCCGUCAUGGUACAACACUUCCACUGCCCUAUCAGUUCCUCUUAACACUAUAUGUACUGGAACUGAAGCUGGUCUAGCUUAUGAUCAUGUUCAUGUUCACACAGGCAUACCUAAUCCAGAAUUAGGAGGAUUAGCUUACCAAAGUCAAGUAUGCAAUGCUAGGUACAGAUGUGGUGUUUCCGCAGAUGGUAUUACAUCCUAUGGAACAGUAGUACAUGAAAUAGGCCAUAACAUGGGUAUGUUUCAUGACGCUGAUCAAAAUUGUUUAUCUCCAGACGUUGGUAUAAUGGGUGGCGCUGGCGUCGGAUGGAGUACAUGCAGCUGCAAUGAUAUGAACACUAUGUUACAAACUGGAAAUCACGGAUGUCUAUGGACAGACAAUAUUGCUGAUAAUGAGGUUACUCCUGUAUCUUUACUUGGAUUAACAUUAGUGCCAGAACUUCCAGGUCAGUUGAAGACAGCAGAUGAAAUAUGUGAACAGUUAUACGGAAGUGGAUUUAGAUACCGUGAAUAUCCAAAUGUUGUUAAUCCUUCUUGUAACCUGUAUAGUUGUGUGGAUCAUAAUGUUGGAAAUGCGCAUGGUCAGAUGUUCAGGCAGUCUGAUUCUAUUCCGGGUCUCUACUGCGAAGACCAAAAGAUCUGCUUUGGUGGUUCGUGUGUCGAUUGGUCUGAAGCGCAAAUGAUUAAUCCCGAAGUACGAGCUGGUGGGUGGUCAGAUUGGGGAACCUGGACAACCUGUUCCCGGACAUGUGGACGAGGAAUGAUUUACAGACGGAGAAUAUGUAAUAAUCCAACACCAAAGAACAAUGCUACUUGCGAUGGCAAUGAAUACGAAGCGCAAGGUUGUAGUCUUACGCCUUGCGAUGGAGACAAUACCAUUGACUCUAAUCUUAUAAUACAAAGAGCAACAGAGACAUGUCAAAGGCUUAUUGAUAACGACAUCAUUAAUGGAACAGAGUAUACAGCUUCAGGAACUAUUUACUCAUCGUUAAACCAUGGUGUAUGUGAAGUUCUUUGUGAAUCAGCUCCGGGGUAUACUAGACCUGAUUUUACAAGAUUUGGAUUGAUAGAAAACGGUACGCCAUGUUCUGGAACCUUAGAUACAGCUGAUGCAAAUCAAUAUUCCCGACGUCCAGGGUUUUAUUACGCUUGCUUAGAGGGUUAUUGUCAGAAAUUUGACUGCGCCAAUACUCUGAAUGCUGGAGUAUUUGAUGGAUGCGGCGUAUGUAAUGGUGACAAUAGUACAUGUAUUAUCCGAGAGGGAUACUUUACAGAUGAUUUGGUUCGAUAUACAAGAAGCGAUUGGACGAAAAUUCCUGUUGGUGCAUAUAACAUAGAAAUAUCAUUUGUAUUCAACGAUAUGAAAAACUAUUAUACAGAAAUAUAUACGAAAGAAAAUAUCCCACUUAUAACGAGUAGCAUUGCCGGUGACAGCAGAAUAUUUCAAACUGGAGAUAGUCCGGUUAGUUUUAAUGGAACUUUUUGGCAUAAUGAUGCUUUUGUUGCUAUCAUGCAUGCCGAAGGACCAUUAACAGAGCCUGUGAUAGUGAAGGUCUACAAUUUGGGAUUGAACAAUAAUACUGGAAUGAAGUAUAUUUACUCCGUGCCCACUGACAAAACAAACAGUGAAACUGUUGGAACAAGUGAGGUUACGACAACACAAUUUGUUGUCGAAACAGAACCGUCCAAGGAUGUAGCAACUGUAUCAUUUGAUCAUCAUUUUUCAACUAAAUCGAUAACAACAAUCAGAACUAUAUUGACAGAAACGUCUACAGCUACAAAAUCUGAUCCAUUAUCGACAAUAGCAUCAUCCGACCAAUAUGCAAGCGCAUCAUUUAUAUCAACAGAACAAAGUUCAUUAUCCGAAUUGAUACCAACAAAAACAUCUAUACCAACUGAACAGUCUUCUGAAAAAACGAUAGAACCAGUUUCAGUUCAAAUUGACAUUACUACUAAUGUGUUGUUGGUAGACGGUAGGAAAUCAACAAGAAUACCCGCGAGUAUAACAGAUACUUCAAUAUUGACUACAGAAUCAUCAUCACACAGUUUACAGCAUACAACAAGAAUCAUAAACGAUGUAUCCAGGAAUGAUACACCUAGUUUGAACACAAUUGGCAAAUUUAACCUUGUGCUCAUUGUAAUCAUAGUCAGUUGUUUAUUAUUUGGUAUUCAAAGUAUUGUAUGUGCUGUGUUUUUUCGAGGGAUUUUUCAUCCUGGAAACGAUAAGAAAAAUCAUUCGCAACACUAAAGCAACAAACCACAUAGAUUAAAAGCAGUAACCAUGGACACAGCGACAAAUGAACCCUUACCUGUAAACUAACGGAACCCAAUUACUACUUUAUACCAGUCAAGUAUCUCAAUAAAAGUGCUGACACAAUCGCAUAACAAAUUUUUCCCUUUUGCAUAUGAAUGUUUCUAAUAUUUUUCAUUUAAAGAAUGAUAUGAUACUUUAUGUAAACAUGACAAGCUAGUCUGUUUCACAUUAUUUGUCCGUAUAUGAUUAGAUCCACAUGUCAUUGCAUAUGCUUUACUAGCAGAGGGUGUAUUCCCUGUCCAAUCACAAGUUGUAUUUUCAAUGAGUUUUAAUGUAAUGUCUAUUGUUUGUGUUUUCUACUUAACAGUAUUGUUUUACCUGACCAGAAAAAUAUAACCAAUAUUUUCUGUUGGAAAUGCAUUCCAUUUCGAUACGCAAUUCGUACGAUCAUGCUUAUGACUACAGAUACGUGUAUGGAAUCUUAUUGUAGCGCUAAAGGGAGCAAUGAAAUAAAUCUAUUAAAUACAAUUCAUCUACAAAAAUACCCAGCUUCGAGGAAAGUUCUUGACAGAAAAAUCUCUAAUUUAGAUUUACAAUAUGUUUAUGGUAAAUCGACUGUUUAAUUCAAUUUUUCAAACGUCACAAUGUUAAACAGUUAGCAGCCGUGAAGUUGUCAUUAAAACGUUCAUUGAAACUGCCGCCGCAAACCAUAUAAUUGUCUUAUUUCCUAUCUCAAUCA